AUGCGCACGUCGUGGUUUUUAGCUGCAAGCAGCAACGAAUCUCCCGAAUACCAAAAACUUGCCGUCAAUGAGGGACUCGCAGAAGACAAGUCCGAGUACAAAUGGAAGUCUCGAUUUCAGGCAAUGACUGCAGUCUACGUUCUCACUACGCUUUGCCUUGUUGCAGUCUACAGUCUCCGCGCAAAGAGUAAGAUUGAAGUUGAGUGGGCUUUACCGUCAGAUGUCAUCUUUGGUCACAGUAAGGAACGGUCCUUCAUGUCCUACAGCGAUAUAUUCCCAGGCUCUGCCACGUCGAAUCUGGAAAAUGCAACGCUCUGGGACGCUUUACAGCCAAUUGGUGGAGGGUUGAUUGCAGUGUCUGAUCCCAGAAAGCUUGGGCUUGUCGGCGGGCUUCCUCUGGGGAAGGGAGCAGACGAGGAGAGGCCCCGUGAAGCAUACGGCAUCUCCAUGUUCCAUCAGAUUCAUUGUCUUGUGGCAAUCAGGACUGCUAUUCGAACUCGCACCUUUAAUGACCAGCAUCUCGACCACUGCCUCGACUACCUUCGACAAGCCAUCAUGUGCACAGGAGAUACAACUCUUGAAAUGGUUAUCAAAGACGACAGUGGGGAAUUCAAGGCUGAGAUUGAUGGUUGGGGCACUGUACACGAGUGCAGGAGUUGGCACAUGCUCUUUGAGUUUGCUGAGAGGCAGCGCGCGUGA
Messenger RNA from Beauveria bassiana ARSEF 2860, 699 nucleotides. RefSeq lists its product as uncharacterized. The coding region runs from base 1 to 699 and encodes 232 amino acids. The transcript has 4 exons. Gene Ontology annotation, biological process: mycotoxin biosynthetic process. The record is from RefSeq and is a predicted model, not a curated record. Lineage: Eukaryota; Fungi; Ascomycota; Sordariomycetes; Hypocreales; Cordycipitaceae.